ACCACGCUGCUGGCGGAUGCAUUGCGUAGUGCCGCUUCACACUUUUGGAGUAUUUGCUUUUUGCAGUUUCGCACGAGUUGUAAUUUGAAAACAGCACCUAAUAUGACUUUGCAGUCCUAAUAUGGGGGAGGUCCCUCACUUCCGCGAUCGGCCCACCGGGAAUGCCCCGGUACUCCCAAUGGCCAGUGCAUCCCUGGGUGGCAGUAAUGCAACGUUAUGGAUGCCAGCUGCCGUAAAACACCGAAGAAGAAGACGACGUCACUGUUUACAAAAUUCACGUUUUUGUUAUUUUUAAGGAAAUGAUAACGGUACCUUUUACUUGUGCUUUGAAACCCGUUUUCAAAAGCUUGCCUUUUUUAGGCCCCCAAAGCGCCGACCGCGGUUGUCGUGUAAAUGAACAGACAAAACGCAGUUUUCCGCUUUUAGUUGAAGACAGUUUCGUGCACUCUGUCCUCAGUGAAGUGAGUCCACGGUGUUUUGUAUAUUCACUGAUUUAUAACGUAAUUUAAGCAACAUUUUAUUAGUUGUCGCUUCUGUAUUGGUCUCAUUGCCGUUACUUGAGUGUCUUUUCUGGGGUCUGCUGACUGAAAUAAACAUUAGCUUAGCGGAUGUGAAAAUCAUUGAGACCUGAGCGGAUUUGAUUGUUUUUCUAGGUUGGUGUGAAUCGUCGUUUCGAUGUUUUGGCGUGAUUAUGUCACAGUGUAGUCUGUGAGGGGAUAACAGCAGUGAUUUUCUUCUCUCUUAUGACAUAACUUAUGUCUCUACCGCAAACACUUACAAUACAGUCAGACUUCUUCAGAUGAUCAUAUCUGCUCCUCCAACCACACAGCAAUUCACCUUUAGUGAAGCUCCUCCCACAGUGAUUCACCAGUAAAUGCUGGAAUAUUUUCAUCAGCCUACGAGUGAAGACAGACUUUAUUAAAGAAAGUCGAAAACAUGACUGAUCCAGAACCCUGCAGUAUAAAACAGGAAGAUACUGAAGAAAAAAUAGACCUGAUAGAAGAGAACAAGGAGAUUGAAGAACUGACUGAAGUGGAAGAGAAACAUCAUGUAAAAUCUGAAGAAAGGCCUUACGUAUGUAAUUUAUGUGGAAAGAGUUUUAGUCAGAUGAAUGCAUUUAAAAUGCACCAGAUUAGACACAGCAGUGUGAAGGAUCAUGCUUGCUCUGAGUGUGGGAAGACUUUUUUUGCAGAUGGUGCACUGAAAGUGCAUCUGAUAGUUCACACUACAGAAACACCUUACAAGUGUUCACACUGUGACAAGAGAUUCAAACGGUCAAUAUAUAUGAAAAGACAUGAGAGGAUCCACACUGGAGAGAAGCCGUAUACAUGUGAUCAGUGUGGGAAGAGCUUCAGACUAAAAGGAAUCCUUAAUGAUCACAUGAAAAUCCACACCGGAGAGAAGUCGCACACAUGUGAUCAAUGUGGAAAAAGUUUUGCACAAAAAGGAAAUCUUAAAGAACAUAUGAAAAUCCACACAGGACUGAAGCCACACACAUGUGAUCAGUGUGGGAAGAGUUUCAGACUAAAAGGACUUCUUAAUGAUCACAUGAAUAUCCACACUGGAGAGAAGCCACAUACUUGUGAUCACUGUGGGAAGACUUUCACACAAAAAGCAAACAUUAGCAAACACAUGAAAGUCCACACUGGAGAGAAGCUGCACACAUGUGAUCAGUGUGGAAAGAGUUUUUCACAAAAAGGAAACCUUAAAGAGCACAUUAAAAUCCACACUGGAGAGAAGAUGCACAUAUGUGAUCAGUGUGGGAAGAGUUUCAGACAUAAAGGAAACCUUAAAAAACACAUUGAAAGCCAUAUUGGGGAGAAGCCGCACACCUGUGAUCAGUGUGGGAAGAGUUAUACACGAAAAAAAGCCCUUAAUGAUCACAUGAAAAUCCACACUGGAGAGAAGCCGCACACAUAUGAUCAGUGCGGGAAGAGUUUAACUUGUAAAAUAAAUCUGUGUACUCAUUCUAGAGCAAGACGAUAUAACUCUGACCAGUGCAGUACAAAAAGAAAAGUCAGGGCAGAUUUCCGGAAGAACCACCUGAAAGUUCAUUCAAAAGAGAAAAUACAUGAGAAGAUCCACACUGGAGAGAAGCCGUAUACAUGUGAUCAAUGUGGGAAGAGCUUCAGAAUAAAAGGAAAUCUUAACAAACACAUGAAAAUCCAUACCGGAGAGAAGCCACACACAUGUGAUCGUUGUGGGAAGAGUUUUGCACGAAAAGGAAAUCUUAACAAACACAUGAAAAUCCAUACCGGAGAGAAGCCACACACAUGUGAUCAGUGUGGGAAGAGUUUUACACAAAAAGCAAUCCUUAAUGAUCACAUGACAAUCCACACUGGUGAAAAGCCACACACAUGUGAUCAGUGUGGGAAGAGUUUCAGAAUAUCAAGUGUUUUUAAAAUGCAUCUGCAUACUCAUUCUAGUGAAAGACAAUAUAACUGCGACCAGUGUGGUAAACAUUUUUUUAGGACAAGUGCCCUAAAGAGGCAUCUGAAAGUUCAUACAAGGGAGAAGCCUCAUGUGUGUUCUUUGUGUGGAAAGAGUUUUAGUGAGCGGGAUGCUUUAAAAAUACACCAGAAAAGACACAGCGGUGUGAAGAAUCAUAUUUGCCCUGAGUGUGGGAAGCCUUUUUUUACAGAUGCUGAAGUGAAAAUGCACCAGAGAAUUCACACUACAGAAACACCUUACAAGUGUCCACACUGUGACAAGAGAUUCAAACGGUUAGUAUAUCUUAAAGUACAUGAGAGGAUCCACACUGGAGAGAAGCCAUAUCACUGCCAUUCAUGUGGCAAGAGUUUCACUCAAUUAUCUUCUCUAAUCUGUCAUAAAAAAAGGAUGCACAUCUGAAAUUACAGUAAGUAGUUUAAGUGUCUUUUUAAUAAACUUUGAGUAAACUGAA
This is a messenger RNA of Onychostoma macrolepis, 2902 nucleotides long. Its product is annotated as gastrula zinc finger protein XlCGF26.1-like. Bases 937 to 2850 code for a protein of 637 amino acids. Gene Ontology annotation, biological process: regulation of transcription by RNA polymerase II. The record is from RefSeq and is a predicted model, not a curated record. The transcript is spliced from 3 exons. NCBI's taxonomy places the organism in Eukaryota, Metazoa, Chordata, Actinopteri, Cypriniformes, Cyprinidae. Gene Ontology annotation, cellular component: nucleus. Gene Ontology annotation, molecular function: DNA-binding transcription activator activity, RNA polymerase II-specific; RNA polymerase II cis-regulatory region sequence-specific DNA binding.